Molecule: messenger RNA, 564 nt
Organism: Sparassis crispa
Lineage: Eukaryota; Fungi; Basidiomycota; Agaricomycetes; Polyporales; Sparassidaceae
Exons: 1
Coding region: 1-564 (187 amino acids)
Source: RefSeq, a predicted model, not a curated record
AUGGAUGAAAGUCGUCACCAUGGCAGUCAGAAGGAACUUGGUUUCAGAAAACCCAAGAUCUUCAACAGUUCAGACCGUUCGAAGCUUAGGGAAUUCAUAAACCAAUGCAAGAACUAUAUGGCUGGGAAUAGCCAUAUCUACCAAGAGAACAAUCAGAAGAUUGCAUUUGUGCUGUUGCACAUGCAAGGAGGAACAGCAGAAUCAUGGGUGCAGAGUUUCAUAGAAACAAAACUCAUCAAUGACAACUUCCUUUCUUAUGGAAGUUGGAAGGAGUUCAUCACGGAUGUGAACAAAGCAUUCGGCGAUGAGAAUAUUGAAGAAACUGCUUGUACCUUGUUGCGUAACAUCAAGCAAGGAAUGCGUACUGCAGAUGACUACAUUGCCAAAUUCCAAUCGCUUGCACCCAAGGCGAAAUUAGAAGAUGCCAGAAGUAUCGAAUAUUUCAAGUGGGGACUUAAUGACCCACUCCGACAAAGGAGAUAUGGGAUGGAAAGCAUGCCCAAGACACUUGACAAGUGGUACGAAUACACCUCGCGGUUUGACAACCAAUGGAGAUCUGCUUAG